Molecule: messenger RNA, 1278 nt
Organism: Hydra vulgaris (swiftwater hydra)
Lineage: Eukaryota; Metazoa; Cnidaria; Hydrozoa; Anthoathecata; Hydridae
Source: RefSeq, a predicted model, not a curated record
UUAACUUAAAAAAAAAGUUAUUUUAUAGUAAAAUGCCACCAAAAAAGAAGUUGAAGCUUACUCGAAAUAAGGCUGAAGUAUUUCUAGUAAAGAAAGUUAGAGAAAAUCUUUCAUGUUAUAAACUUCCUACUGGCAUAGAGGUUUUGCAAUACUACCUAUAUCUAAGAAACUUGAAUCCCAAAGUAAAGAAAACGGUUUUAAUAAGGUGUCAUUUCGAAAUUAAUUCAUUUGAGCUCAGAUGCCCUCCACAAGCUGACUGUUGUGUAAUGUCUAAAUUGGUAAGGCCAUGGAAUCUUGCAGGGUUCCCUAUCAUAACCUUGGAAAAUAUCAGAAAGAAGAUUGAUAAAAUGGUGAACAACUAUUACAAGUUAAAGAAGAAUAGCAAAAGGAACAGCCCAUCAGAUACGAAAAGGAAUGAGGCAUUUUUUGAAGAAAUGUUAAAAUGCUUUUGGAUUAGUAAAAAAAAAGAAGAACUAAUUGAAGAUAUUAUAAAAGACAGGAGAAGGACAUCCGAAGCCAAAAAUGAAGAUAUUGUGUUUAUCUUAGACCAAAUUGGAAAUAGGAUAGGAAGAAUAGGAACAAAUGAUAAAAGGUUUACGUACACUAUUAAGAGAUCCCACAAAAAAUUGUGUUCCAUGUUAAACAUGGAGAUUAAAGUAAACAAUGGUAACAAUCUAUACAGUUUAGAAAACUCUUCAAGUAGUAAUAAUAAUUCUGACUGUGAAUAUGUAGCAGAUAUAAAAAAAGAACAAUCUACCUCUGUUGUUUUGUUACCAAAAAAUAUUUAAAAAAAAAACAGCUCUCACAGCAAUAGGUGAAGGACUUUCAGUUAGACAACACACUGCAAUAGUGGCAAGUGUUAUUGCUAAUUCAGGAGGUGAUGUUACUAAUUUUGCAAUAUCUUCUUCAAUCGCAUUUAGAGUUGCAGAAGAAGUUGUAACUAAAGAGGGAGAAAAGAUUAAAAAGCACGUUACUGAUCUUGUUAAAUCUUCAUCAUUACCAAUUAUUCUCCAUUUUGAUGGAAAAAUAGUUAAGGAGUUCACAAGCGAAAUAGAACAUCAACUUGACAGACUUGCUGUUUCCAUCAGGAUAGAUGGACAGAGUGAGCUUCUUGGGGUUCCUCAUUUGAGCUCUAGUACUGGAGAAACACAGAAGAAUACAAUCAUAAAACUUCUUCAUCAAUUUGAUAUUUUUGAUAAAUUACAAGGAUGCGUUUUUGAUACAACUUCUGUAAAUACUGGUAAUAAAAAGGGUUUGUGCAUUAGAUUAGCUGCAGAG